AUGAAUUCAAUCAUAACUGAAUGGAAAAAACAAUCAUCCGAUGAACUAAAUUUUUUACCUGAUAGACAAUAUUUUCAACAAGAUUCAAUAGAAAAAAUAAAUAAUCAAAUAAGUAAAUCUAAUAAGAAAAAGGUUCGUUUCAAUUGUCAAACACCAAAUAUAACGGAACAACCAUUUGAAUAUACAAAAAAUAAUCAUUCGGAAAUAAUUCGAUCAGAAAAAUUAACUGUCAACGAUCAUGAUUCCAGAUUAUCAACAAAUAUUUUAACUGCUAAAUUAUCAUCUAUCUGUAAUAAUUCGAAAUGUAGUGUACGAACAAGAGUUAUUAUAUUUAUUAUUAUUAUCCUAAUUCUCAUUAUUACGGCUAUUGUUAUUACAUUUAGUAUUAUUAAGUCAACACAAAAUACAACAGUGACAUCAAUAGAAAAUACUAAUCAAAGUUCAUUCUCAACAAUAUUUACAACAAUGAUGGUCAGUAGUGUGAGUAUAGGAAAUCAAAGUGGAGCACCUUGUUCAUCGUAUACAACUAUUAAUGAUCCAACACGAAAUAUUGCUCAAAUCUUAUCAUCUGGUUCGUGUGAUAAUGGACCACUAUUUAAUUCGAGUAGUGGUGAAGGUGCUUGGAUACGAUUUGUUGGUAAUGGUGGUACUAUAAUACCAUUUUCAUCACCUGGUAGAAAUCAUUGUGGUGCUUAUUCUUCAGGAUGGUUCAAUGGUACAUUACCAAUAACAUUUGAUACUAUAGUUAAUGGAUUUAUUUGUUUGAGUAGUGAUAUCGGUGAAUGUAUAGUUACUUAUAAUUCAAGUGUUAUCUAUUGCAUUGGUAGUUUCUAUGUUUACUUUUUAUUACCUGUUCCUAUUUGUAAUGCACGAUAUUGUAGGACAUGA
Molecule: messenger RNA, 888 nt
Organism: Rotaria sordida
Lineage: Eukaryota; Metazoa; Rotifera; Eurotatoria; Philodinida; Philodinidae
Source: the annotation of a GenBank genome assembly